AUGCGCUGUUGUGUGUGUUUAUUUCAGCAAAGCCUGCAGUGUUCUCCAUCCAAGAUGGCUGCGGGUGAGAGCAGUAGCCGAUCGCCGUGUCUAAAUUUCUCGACUUCAGGACCACUGGGCAACGCUCAGCCCAGCAACAGCGCCCAUUCGUCGCCGGCGAGCAACGGCGGCUCGGUGGGUACCACCGGUGGGGUUAACAGGACAGUGGGGAACUCAAACCCCCAAGUAGGCCCGGACGGUGGCGGAGGCGCCGACAUCGCAGUAAGAAUUACGCCCAAUACACAGAACUCUUCUCGGCCGUCGGCGAACGCUUCGGUGGUACAUGCAGCGUCGGCUCCGGUUGGAGGCGCCACAGCCGCUGCGUCAAACAUGACGGCCACAUCCACGUCUACUGCAUCCUCAGUGGAUGCGUCCGCAGUCUCGUCCUCUUUACCAAAUAGUCCUGCGUCUGCAUCCGUGUUGGUGUAUCGGGAGCCAGUCUAUAACUGGCAAGCAACGAAAAGCACCGUAAAAGAGAGGUUUGCAUUCUUGUUCAACAAUGAGGUGCUAAGUGACGUCCAUUUUUUGGUUGGCAAAGGAAUGGGAGUACAGCGAAUACCAGCGCACAGGUUUGCCCUCGCAGUGGGAAGCGCGGUGUUCGAUGCGAUGUUUAACGGGGGCAUGGCCACAACCUCGACCGAAAUUGAACUCCCAGAUGUGGAGCCGGCCGCUUUUCUCGCCCUUCUCAAAUUCCUGUACUCCGAUGAAGUUCAGAUCGGUCCGGAAACGGUCAUGACCACGUUAUAUACAGCCAAGAAGUAUGCGGUGCCUGCUCUGGAGACGCAUUGUGUGGAAUUUCUUAAGAAGAACUUGCGUGCGGACAACGCUUUCAUGUUGCUAACGCAGGCUCGUCUGUUUGACGAACCUCAGUUGGCCAGUCUUUGCUUGGAGAAUAUUGACAAAAACACUGCGGAUGCCCUGGCAGCAGAGGGCUUCACAGAUAUUGACCUUGACACGCUGGUAGCGGUCCUGGAGAGGGACACGUUGGGGGUGAGGGAGGUGCGACUGUUCGCGGCCGCGGUACGCUGGGCGGAGGCCGAGUCGCAGCGACAGCAGAUCCAGCCGACGCCCGAGAACAAACGCAAAGUGUUGGGCAAAGCCCUGAACCUCAUUCGCUUUCCCCUCAUGACCAUAGAGGAGUUCGCCGCAGGUCCAGCUCAGUCUGGUAUACUCACGGACAGAGAGGUGGUCAGUCUGUUCCUUCAUUUUACUGUGAAUCCCAAACCUCAUGUGGAGUUUAUCGACCGGCCACGCUGCUGUCUGAGGGGGAAGGAAUGUAGCAUUACUCGUUUCGGACAGGUGGAAAGCCGCUGGGGCUACAGUGGGACCAGCGACCGCAUCCGGUUUUCUGUGAAUCGUAGAAUAUUUGUCGUGGGCUUUGGACUGUAUGGAUCCAUACAUGGUCCGACAGAUUAUCAGGUCAACAUUCAGAUCAUCCACACAGACAGUAACACCGUUCUGGGUCAAAACGACACAGGUUUCAGCUGUGACGGUUCAGCCAGCACUUUCAGAGUCAUGUUUAAAGAACCCGUGGAAAUUCUUCCCAGCGUCAACUACAUUGCCUGCGCUACACUCAAGGGACCAGACUCGCACUAUGGGACUAAAGGCAUGCGGAAGGUAACUUACGAAGCCCCGGCGACCGGUACCAAAACCUGCUUCACAUUCUGCUACGCCGCGGGAAACAAUAACGGAACGUCGGUGGAAGACGGUCAAAUCCCCGAGAUCAUUUUCUACACAUAAUGACUGUACCCAUAUCGCUUAGGGAAACGAAGACUCCUCAGCGUUAUCACGUUAACGUCACUGUCACACAGAACUGCACCGGUCUCUCCGGACAGACCAACAACCAAAUCAAGCUCUUUCCUUUCUGCAGGGGAUACGGUAGCGCAUGGGGGGAAAAAAAUAAAGAAAUUAAAAAAAAAAAAAGAAAUAUCCAGUUAAGUGCCCACAGUGGGUUUAAGGUACACAGUCUUGAUUUUCGACUAGACUAGGCAUUCAAAUGUUCAAAAUCAAGGACGACUAAUGGACUUUUGUUGUAAAUGGAAACGUCGCACCACUUAAAACGGAAUUGUUACACAUGACUUAAUUUGUUAAACCCGUGUUUUUACCAAUCUGGCUAUGCGUCACAACUCUGGUGCUGGAAAUUCGCUAUUUUCCAUCCAAUCAGUUGACGUAUCGACAAUUAAAUAAAAAUUAGGUCCAGUAUCACUAUGAUUAAUUCUUAAGAACGCUUAUCAGUUUUGAGUUGCACUGAUGCACUUUUGGGUCCGAACGUAAUCACGUAGCCCAAAAAAAAAA
Molecule: messenger RNA, 2334 nt
Organism: Chanos chanos (milkfish)
Lineage: Eukaryota; Metazoa; Chordata; Actinopteri; Gonorynchiformes; Chanidae
Gene: btbd2a
Product: BTB (POZ) domain containing 2a
Exons: 9
Coding region: 1-1779 (592 amino acids)
Biological process (GO): neurogenesis
Cellular component (GO): P-body; cytosol
Molecular function (GO): protein binding
Source: RefSeq, a predicted model, not a curated record